AUGGUUGUUGGUCGGCUUGCAAGUAUUACACCAGCAGAAGGAGAGCGAUUCUUCUUGAGACUACUGCUAAUUAAUGUACGAAAUCCUAAAUCAUUCACUGAUCUUCGAACUGUUAAUGGAGUACUUUGUGCCACUUUUCAGGAAGAAGCUAUUAAAAGAGGUUUAUGUGAUGAAGACAAUGUAGUACACGCAUGUUUGGCUGAAGCAGCAGAAAUUCAAUUGUCUGUUGCCUUACGCCGCCUAUUUGCAGCUGUUGCUAACCAUACAGUCAAUAGAACGCCAUUUAGAGUCUAUAGGAAAUCAUUGGCUUAUUUCCAACUUGACCACUUACAUGAAGAGGUGCCAGAAGAGCUCAACAGAACUAAAGACAUCGUUGAUGCUUUAGAUGCACCUAUUCCUCAAGAAAUUAUUGCUCAGGUUCAAUCAGACAAGCCUGGUUGCUUCUUUAUUGAUGGUCCUGGAGGAACUGACAAAACAUUUUUGUACAACGCUCUAUAUGCUGAAGUACGCAUGGAAGGGAAGAUUGUUCUUCCAACAGCAACAUCGGGCAUUGCUACAACAAACAUACCUUCUAGGAGGACAGUGCACUCAAGGUUUAAGAUUCCUCUGGAUUCAGAAACAUCUCUUGCUUGUGACCUUCCUAAAGAAGGCAGCUUAGCUGCUUUAAUCAAACAAACAACUCUGAUAAUUGGGGAUGAAGCUUCAAUGGCCAAAAUAGAAAACGUUCCUGCUCACAUUGUGAGUUAUUAUCAAGAAGGCAAUGAUCCUAUCAGUUACCUUUCUGCUACUGCAUUCCUAGAGUUAGAACAUGCAGCCUUCUCACCAAAUAUCACAGAGAGUGUCAUUCUCACAUCGUUAAAUGAUGCAGUUGACUCCAUCAACGCAUUUCUUAUAAAUAAAUUCCCAGCGAAUUAUGUUGUUUACAAGAGUUUUGAUAGCAUGCUAGAUGAUAAAUGUGCAAUUUACCCAAUAGAGUUCCUAAACCAGCUUGCCCCUGGUGGUAUGACUCCACAUGAACUUGUUCUAAAAAUAAACAGCCCUGUAAUAUUGCUCAGGAACAUUGAUCCAGCAGAUGUCCUGUGCAAUGGGAUGCGUCUUAUAUACAAAUCUUUAAGAAGGAAUGUGAUUGUUUGUUCUAUAGCCACUAGUCAUCGCCAAGGAGAACUUGUAUUCGUUCAUCGUGUUAAUAUCCGGCUUCCAUCAUCAACAAAAUAUUCUAUUCAGUUUGAGCGGAUAUAA
Messenger RNA from Chenopodium quinoa (quinoa), 1239 nucleotides. RefSeq lists its product as uncharacterized. Gene Ontology annotation, biological process: telomere maintenance; DNA repair. Gene Ontology annotation, molecular function: DNA helicase activity. Bases 1 to 1239 code for a protein of 412 amino acids. NCBI's taxonomy places the organism in Eukaryota, Viridiplantae, Streptophyta, Magnoliopsida, Caryophyllales, Amaranthaceae. The record is from RefSeq and is a predicted model, not a curated record. The transcript has 4 exons.